Hirundo rustica (Barn swallow) is the source of this 2616-nucleotide messenger RNA. RefSeq names its product probable glutamate receptor. The transcript has 11 exons. Gene Ontology annotation, molecular function: AMPA glutamate receptor activity; transmitter-gated monoatomic ion channel activity involved in regulation of postsynaptic membrane potential. Gene Ontology annotation, biological process: modulation of chemical synaptic transmission; monoatomic ion transport; synaptic transmission, glutamatergic. Gene Ontology annotation, cellular component: plasma membrane; postsynaptic membrane; dendritic spine. NCBI's taxonomy places the organism in Eukaryota, Metazoa, Chordata, Aves, Passeriformes, Hirundinidae. The coding region runs from base 81 to 1649 and encodes 522 amino acids. The record is from RefSeq and is a predicted model, not a curated record.
CAGCUGGCACGUUUAGAGACCACUCCUCCUCACCCUCCUCACCCUCCUCCUCCUCUCCCGGGUAUUUAACCCAGCACGGGAUGCUCGAGCUGCUCCUGCACGGAUCCACGGACAGACGGACGGACAGACGGGCCAAGGGAGGGGCUCAGGAAGGUUCCUUUAGAGCAGCAGGAAUUUCUGCUCCAAUGGAUAAAGGUCUUCACUUCACAAUCUGUGUGGUUACAACCGUGCUGCUCCUGAGGGAAUCAAGCCAGGCAGGAGCCGGGAGGAACGAUGACGCUGUGAGUAAGGGCACAGACUCCCGGGGAGCAGGCGAGGGGCUUCCAACCCUGACGGUCACAACCAUCCUGGAGGAUCCCUACGUGAUGGUGCGCGGAGCGGAGCUGGAGGGAUACUGCAUGGAGCUGCUGGCAGCCCUGGCGGGGAUGCUGCGCUUCCAGUACCGCGUCAAGGUGGUGGGAGACGGGCAGUACGGAGCCGUGGCCGCCGGCGGCAACUGGAGCGGCAUGAUCGGGGAGAUCCUCAGAAGGGAAGCUGACAUUGCAGUGGCUCCACUGACCGUCACCUCAGCCAGGGAGGAGGUGGUGUCCUUCACCACACCCUUCCUGCAGACUGGGAUUGGGAUCUUGCUCCGCAAGGACACGGCCUCCCAGGACCUGUCCUUCUUCCACUUCCUGUCUCCUUUCAGCAAGGAGACCUGGACAGCUCUUUUAUUCGCUUACCUGCUCACCUGCUUCUGCCUCUUUCUUGUUGCCAGACUGAGCCCCUGUGAAUGGAAUGAGCCGAAGAAUGAAGAGAACCACUUCACCUUCCUGAACAGCCUCUGGUUUGGGGCAGGAGCCCUGGCCCUGCAAGGUGCCACCCCCCGGCCCCAGGCGCUCUCGGUGAGGGUCAUUGCUGUGGUCUGGUGGCUCUUCACCCUGGCCCUGCUGGCCGCCUACAUCGCCAACUUCACGGCCCUCCUGAGCUCCGGCAGCGAGCAGCUCCCCAUCCAGACCUUCGAGGACCUGGUCAAGCAGAGGAAUCUGGAGUUUGGGACGCUGGAGGGCUCCUCGACUUUCUACUACUUCAAGAACUCCAAGAACCCCAUCCACCAGAUGAUCUAUGAGUACAUGGAGAAGAGGCGGGAGCACGUUCUGGUCAAGACCUACCAGGAGGCCGUGCAGCGCGUGAUGGACUCCAACUACGCCUUCAUCGGCGAGUCCAUCUCGCAGGACCUGGCGGCCGCCCGGCACUGCAACCUCAUCCGGGCCCCCGAGGUCAUCGGGGCCCGCGGCUUCGGCAUCGCCACGGCCCAGGGAUCCCCCUGGACCAAGCCCCUGUCCAUCGCCGUGCUGAAGCUGCGCGAGGCGGGCGACCUGGACUACCUGCGGAACAAGUGGUGGGAGAGCAGCUGCCUGCGCCAGAGCCGGGACCGCUGGGGGCCCCUGGAGCCGCCGGCGCUGGGGGGGCUCUUCCUCACCCUGGGCAUCGGCCUCGCCCUCGGCGUCCUCGCAGCCCUGGCCGAGCUCUCCAGCAGCAGCCGCCGCGCGGCCGCGCACGCCAAGAAAUCUUGUUGCUCUGUUUUCACAGAAGAAAUCUGCACUCGUCUACGCAUAAAAGGAGCUGCCAGACAAAGCCAGGAGCCGGCAGGGAAGGCAAAUGCUUAAGGAAUUUUUGCUGCAGGAAUGGGCCCGUGUUAGGGAUGUACCACGUCCUAGGAGCUCUAUCAGUGUAGGAAGAUGUUUUUCUGCUAGUCUAGAGUGUUAGUUUGCUAAUUACACACACACAGAGCACUUCUGCAGUGGCGGUGGAGCUGCAGACACAAGGAAAUUAAGUGGCUUGGAAGAAUUUAAGUGGUUUGGGGCAGAGGGGAACUGUGACAAAUCGAUAAACUGGAGCUGAGCUGGCCAGGAUGGCGGAUCCAUGUAUAGGUUUGAUGUUCACCCUGUAAGUCCAUGGAGGCCUGUAGGAGGAAGUGACUGGGGACAGGUUAAUGUGAAGCCUCUGCUACUAAUUCCUGUAUGAGGAAGUCGUGGAUCAUUGAAAGCUCUUGUCUGUCUGCUGUAACCAGGAACGGCAGCUUAAGCAUUGCAGCUAUAAAUAGCCUCACCCUGCCCUGCCUGAGCAGGUGCUGGUCCCUGGGAAGGCAAUUCCUGAAUCAGAACUGGCAGCGCUGCUGUGUAACCCCAGCCAGGCCCUGCCUGCACCCCAAACCCCACAAAGGGAGCCCCUGCCACCAAGGAACUGCUGGAGCUAAGAAAGGCCAGGCAGGGCUUGGCCUUUGUCCCUUCCCAUCACAGGACAAGGGCCACUGUUGGGUGACAGAGAAUGUUUUGUUCUUGUCCAAGAACUGAGGAGUGACAGCUGAAAUCCAUCAGCACCAGAGCAGGGAAGGAGUGUGGGGAUGAGUCAAACACAGCACAGCCCCAGCUCCCCUGCAAGGGGAGGUGUGAGGGAGUUCUGCAUCACUCUCCUGCUCUCAGAGAAUGCUGAAGUUCAGGGGAACCGUUUUCUCAGCUGCAUGUUAAACACUCUCCUCAUUAAGCUGUUUUCCCUUUUAGAGCUGGGAUGACUGAGGCAUGUAAGUGUCAGGGCAAAUUGGUGGUGAAAUCGCUCCAUUUAUGAACUGCACAG